AUGGGCGACUACCCAAAAGCACUUGAAUUUUAUGAAAAAGCACUUAAAAUCGCAGAGAUAGCUCUGCCUCCGAAUCAUCGCAAUCGAGCUAAUUCUUACAACAGCAUAGGUACGGUGUAUUACAACAUGGGAAAAUACUCAAAAGCACUUGAAUGUUACGACACAGUGAAUAAAAUCCUAGAAAUAGCUCUACCUUGCAAUCCUCCUGAUUUGGCUACUUCUUAUGCAUGUACUGGUGUGGUGUAUGAUGAAAUGGGUAACUACACCAAAGCACUUUUAUAUUUGGAAAAAACACUUACUAUCCGACAAAAAUGGCUGCCACCAACACAUCCUUCAAUUCAAGAAACGAUAGAUAUUAUUAACGAUGUGAAAAAGAAGCUGUAG
Molecule: messenger RNA, 384 nt
Organism: Rotaria sp. Silwood2
Lineage: Eukaryota; Metazoa; Rotifera; Eurotatoria; Philodinida; Philodinidae
Source: the annotation of a GenBank genome assembly